AAUUGGAAAAUAUUCAUCAUGGAAACUUAUAUCGAGAAUAAUAAAAAUAUAAAAAUGUUGAUGGAUAUCGAGGAAGAAGUAAUGCAAAACCUCAAGAAAAUUUUUGACGAAUUAACUACGAGAACUUCAACGAUUCACAAACAAAUUAAAUCGCUUUAUACUCGUAAUAACAUACUAGAAAAGAAGAUCGAAGCUCUCGAGUCAAGAAAUGAAAAUCAUUCAUCGCCAAAUUAUUUGCCGGAAUCUACAAUCGAGUCCUCCAACGAAUCCUUCGACAGCAAAACGUCUCAUUGUGAAUGUACUCACGCGAUAUUGAACAAAAAAAUACAAUUGUUAAAACUACAGCUAAAGUCGAAAAACGAAAUAAUUGCGAUGUUGGAGCUGCAAAUAUAUAUCACACAUUUAUUUGAUGAGAAGUUUAAGAACUUGAACGAUCGUAUAUUAAUAGGGCACAACAUAAAAAUUGGCAAGUUGGAAGAGGAAAUUAAACGACUAUUAAAGACCGCAGGGUAUAUAAGAUUAGGAGUACAAGAGGAGGGCGAAAUGAUUGAUGAGGAGAAAAUGAUAACCAGAUUAUGAGGAAUGUUAAUAAUUAACAAUGACAAAGGAUGAUAAACCCAAGGUGCAAGUAAAGGAGAUUGAGAAGUUGUUGCUUUCCUAAGUUUAUGAUCUGCAAGAAAUUAGAACAUUUCGUCAUGUUACCACUGAUAAAAUUAUUACUGUAUACAUAU
This is a messenger RNA of Trachymyrmex septentrionalis, 731 nucleotides long. RefSeq lists its product as uncharacterized. Bases 19 to 579 code for a protein of 186 amino acids. The record is from RefSeq and is a predicted model, not a curated record. The transcript has 3 exons. NCBI's taxonomy places the organism in Eukaryota, Metazoa, Arthropoda, Insecta, Hymenoptera, Formicidae.